Messenger RNA from Anopheles coluzzii, 1379 nucleotides. Its product is annotated as microfibril-associated glycoprotein 4-like. Bases 33 to 1169 code for a protein of 378 amino acids. Lineage: Eukaryota; Metazoa; Arthropoda; Insecta; Diptera; Culicidae. The transcript has a single exon. The record is from RefSeq and is a predicted model, not a curated record.
UUGCACGUCCCUUGCUUUGCUUGAAGUGCUUGAUGUACUGCCGCUGGGCCAGUAUAAAACGGAGUGGCAAAUACACUGUUCACCAUUGUAUCAUCAUGAGUGUGUUAAAAGUGCGGUUGUUCUUAGCGUUUCUGUUACUUACCAUAACGAAAGCUCACGGUGACGAACGAAACGUCACUGAUUCAAUCCUGGAAGGGCUUGAAUAUAAAACCUUAACAGCCAAACUGGACUACUUGCAGCACAAGCUUACGGUGAUGGAUUAUUCGCUAAAGGAGGAUCGUGUGAUCAUCGAUCGAAGGUUGGCAUAUCAAGAAGCGAUAUCGGAAGGGAUACUGGCAGUCAUGAAGCGGAUGAGUAACAAUCUAGUCGAUCUUACUGGAGCCAUCAAUCAGCUAAGGUCGAUAAGUAACAAUUGCACCACUCCACCGCAGAAGCAUCAGUGGAAUCAAACGAUCACGGAGCAGAAAGGCAACUAUCACGAAUGUUAUAUGCCACAGGUGAUUCACGUGUCGCGGGAAGAUCAGCUCAAGGACAGUUCUGGCCUGGCAGUCUCUCGUGCAGUCUUAGUUCGAUCGUGCAAAGAGGAACCAUCGAAGCGUACGGGCAAGUACUGGAUAAAACCUACCGAACACGACGAACCAUUUCUGGGCUAUUGCGAACAAACUAGUUUCGGUGGAGGAUGGCUUGUGUUCCAGUAUCGUUUUAACGGAUCGGUGGAUUUUAACCGCGACUGGGUAGCGUAUCGGAAUGGUUUUGGUAGUGUCGAUGGAGAGUUUUGGCUCGGGCUGGAGCGUUUACAUCGCAUUACCGCGGCACAAAUCCAUGAGUUGUUGGUGGAGCUGAAAGAUUUCUCCGGCAAGUACAAGUACGCACGAUACAGUGUGUUCAAGAUUGGCAGUGAGGUGGAGCAAUAUUCGCUGAAAAUGUUGGGUGUGUACGCAGGCACUGCAGGAGAUUCAUUAAAAUUUCAUAAGGGAAUGAAGUUUAUAACAAACGAUCGGGAACCUGAUGGAAGAACUACUUCCGAGGGAGCGUGGUGGUAUAACCGUUUAUCCACAUCCAAUCUUAGUGGACGCUACAAAAAUGGCAAUUCCCUCAAAGCAUGGUUCCACUACAAAGACUCGUUUGAAGGUUUCGCAUACUCGCGAAUGAUGAUUCGCGAAGUUUAACGCGCAAGUGCACUAUUGUUAUGGCAAUAUGUAAAGUAAAACACACUCGUCUAUUUUGAGGACACAGAGUGGACGAGGCUAGGUUUCAUAAAUAAAAAAUAAAUGUAGAAAUAAGUGCACAAAUUAAAAUUUAAUGUGUUGUCUAUGUUAACUUAAUCUAACACAACUCAAACCUAGCUGAGUGCUGGUGGGCAUCGAGUCUCUAAAGCA